GCGGUCGCUGGCGGCCUGCGCGGCGCGUGGCUUCCCGGCGCUGCGGAUGGAGAGCCCCGCGGCCACCUUCACCCUGGCCUACGUGGUGCUGGCCGUGUGCUUCGUGUUCCCGCCCACCGAGUUCCACUUGGCCGGGCUGACGGUGCAGAACCUGUUGAGCGGCUGGCUGGGCAGCGAGGACGCGUCCUUCGUGCACUACCACCUGCGGCGGGGCACCGGCACCCUUCUGGCCCACGCGCUCCUGCCCCUGGGCUAUUAUGUUGGCAUGUGCUUUGCAGCACCUGAGAAACAGCUCUGCAGUUUUUACCAGGCUCCUGAGAGUUGGAAAGUCUUCUUCUUGUUGGCUGUUCUUGCCCCAACAAUUGUUGGUAUUCUAGCAUAUUAUUGGUCACAAAGUGGUUGGAAUAACCACCCCCUAGUCAAGACACUUUCUCUUUAUGCCCUCCCACAGUCAGGUUGGAGGGCAGUGGCUUCUUCUAUCAACACAGAAUUCAGAAGGAUUGACAAGUUUGCUACUGGGGCUCCAGGAGCACGAGUAAUUGUUACAGACACCUGGAUCAUGAAAGUAACCACGUACUGUUUACACAUUGCCCAACAGAGGGACAUCUAUCUAACAGUGGUAGACUCAAGACAGCAUGAACUCUUGCCAGACUCAAAUAUGCCUGCACAGUUCCUCACAAUCCGUGUUGCCAGUGUUAAUCCCAAUGUGAAACCUUUUGAUAUCCGGCUGAAUUCAACAGAAUAUGGGGAGCUGCAAGAGAAACUCCAUGCUCCCAUCCGUAACGCUGCUAAUGUGGUAAUCCAUCAGAGUCUCAGUGACUUGUUUCUGGAAACCUUUAUCUCUUUGGUGGAGAUGAAUCAAACGUACUCUGUUCCCAGCAAUCAGGAGCUGGACCCAUGUAUUGGGUGUAUGCAGACUAAUGCAAAUAUUAAGCUUUUGAAGAACUGUCAAGAACCAAAUGAAGGAGAGUGCCAGAAAUGCUACUGUCGUCCUAUGUGGUGCCUUACUUGCAUGGGCAAGUGGUUUGCCAGUCGGCAGGACCAGCAGCACCCAGAGACUUGGCUUUCAAGCCACGUGCCUUGUCCAACCUGCCGGGCCAAGUUCUGCAUUUUAGACGUCUGUGUCAUACGAUGAAUGCAUCCCGGGACACUUUUGCCUUUUAAGUUUGAAUGUGCUCCAAAUCUGGAUGAAUGUCAUAUCCACUUAUUGAUUCCUUUUAUUCUGUUGUUCAUGGCGAUGUCUCUGCAGUACCAUUCUUAUUGUUUUUGUUUUUCUGUUUAUUUGUUUUGCUUAUAUUUAAACUCACUUUUAAUUGCUGUAAUGAACAAUUGAGAGUUGUUUUCAGUAGCCUUUAAACUUUUGUGACUUCCUUUUCUAUUAAAUCUUGGGUGAUAGAUACUCUUAUCACAUCAUACCUCUACUAAAGCAGUAUUUUAGCUGCUAUGUAUAAGCAGGUAUUCUUUAAGACUGAAGAGGGUUAACUUCUCUGUAUAAAUCAAUAUGUCAUCAUAAGAAUUAGUAUCCUAAAAUGCAGUUCCGUUUUACUUUGUAAAUCAUUAUUAACCUUUAUAGGAUCUUUGUUCUCUGUCUUUUGUGGUCUUAAUAUAGAAGUCUCCCUAUAUUAAACAAGAAUUGCAGUUCAGCUUUAGAAUGCAUAGAAUUCAGCUUCCAUUUGUCUAAAAUGUCUUCAAAGUUCCCCCCCCUUCCAUUCUGCCUUUCUAACUUAGUUUAUCAUACAUAAGAUAAGUUUUUAAACUCAUUGGGUUGGCUCCAAACUAAGUUAGUUGAACUUAUUCCAACUGAAAUCAGUGUGACUUGUCAUGACUUAAGUUCUGUUUCACUGAUUUCAAUAAGAACACAGUUCAUUUAACUAACGCUGCCAUUGUACACAUAUCUACUCAGAAGUAAGCCCUAUUGAAUUCAAUCAAAUUUACACUCAAGUAAGUGUGUAUAGGAUUGCACCCUAGUGUUGUUUUAUCCCAUUAACCUUAAGAGUAGUUUUGUUGCCAUCCAGUUAUUAAUAGUAGUAGUAUUAUGUGGAAAAAUAUAAUUACCCAUAAUAGUGUUUUUUACAGUCAUUAUUGAAGUACCCAUGACCAUUGUCUUAUAAAUUGAUACAUAAUUCUGAGACAUUAUGCAUUGACAGUUACCUUUUCCAUGGAAAGGAUGUCCCAAAAUGUUCGCCAGACAUUCAGAGUAUUUUGGUAAAUUAGCCAAGUCCUUCAAUUUUGGCAGUAUUAUUUUAGACACCAUUAAGUAAGAAAGCUAACAUUCUUUGGUUUAACUUGCCUUUUACAAAUACACUACAGUUUUAGGGUAUACCCUUAAUCUAUGUCCAGUUACUAUAUACAAAAUCUAUAGGGCCGACUGCUAGUAUUUCUUAGUAUACAUACAUGCAGUCCACUAAUGUGAAUAAAAGUUCUAGGGCCAUAUCCAAUGUUAAUUUGAUGUAGAGUAGACCUAUUGAAAUGAAUGAUACAUUAAUCAUGAUAAACUUAAGUACCAUUCAUUUCAAUGGCUCUACGUAGGACUAAGACUGGAUACUACUCCUUUACUGGCUAGUUCCGCAAUUGUACCUACGUAGGACUAAGACUGGAUACUACUAUACUGGCUAGUUCCGCAAUUGUAUCUGUUCUCUUAUUAAUCUGAAAUUAUACAUUCAAAUAUUUUAUAAUGUUCUUCUUUGAGAUUCACGCAUAGUAAGAAUGAGCUUGUAUAUGAAAUUACAUUCUUGGCUUUCUGUUCCAUUUGGUCCUUUAAAAAUGCCUGUUUUUAUUUAUUUUUAAGAAUGCAAAAGAAUGAAUAGUAACCCUUCUAAAAUCUUAGCUCAUAAGUAACCUGUUAUUUCUUUGAAAUACCUUGGAUGGAAAAUGUGUUUGGAGAUGUAAAAAAAAAUAUGUUUGUUUACUGAACCUUAGAUAUCACUACCUUGCUAAUCGUUGUGGUUUAUUAAAGCAUCUCUAACUGCUGGGACAUUGCAUCAGACCUUCCCUCCCAGGUCAAAGGAGGGCUUUUUCUGUUUAGAACUUAAUUGUCUUGCAUACUUCAUUGUAGAUCAAACUAAUGUUUCAACUCUUUAAAUAUUAAUUUUAAAAAUGCUUUGAUAAAAUGGAUGUAGGAAUUUAAGUAAAUGUCUAAUGAAAAAUUAAA
Molecule: messenger RNA, 3151 nt
Organism: Elgaria multicarinata webbii
Lineage: Eukaryota; Metazoa; Chordata; Lepidosauria; Squamata; Anguidae
Gene: TMEM129
Product: transmembrane protein 129, E3 ubiquitin ligase
Exons: 4
Coding region: 47-1135 (362 amino acids)
Biological process (GO): protein ubiquitination
Cellular component (GO): membrane; endoplasmic reticulum
Molecular function (GO): ubiquitin protein ligase activity
Source: RefSeq, a predicted model, not a curated record